AUGACAAAUAUGGAUAAGACAAUCACAGUUGCUAUAGUGAUGACGGAGCCGGAUACUACUGAUCCAGCUCCGCCGGCAUCUGGAGCCGGGAUUGGGGAGCCCUGGGCGGAGACACUGACGGAGAAGAGAGUGAGGAGAAGGAAGACGGUGAUGGUGAGGAAGAUGAAGAUGAUCUUGGUUGAUGCCAUGGAGAGAACAUGUGGGACUGUCAUGGAGAUGAAGAAGGUUGCUUGUGUCGUUCUUUACGCCGUGGCAUCCAUCAGCGCCGCCAUGGCACACGGUGGCCAUGACAAGGCAGAAGCCCGGCCAGCCUCGCCACGCCGGUGGCACCGAAAGACAGCGCCACCGCUCUUGGUCCAUUGCUUGGUGCCUCACUCCUCUCCUUUGUUGCAUACUAUUUGCAAUUCUAAGCCAUGA
Sphenostylis stenocarpa is the source of this 417-nucleotide messenger RNA. NCBI's taxonomy places the organism in Eukaryota, Viridiplantae, Streptophyta, Magnoliopsida, Fabales, Fabaceae. The record is from the annotation of a GenBank genome assembly.